GGGGCGUGGAGCCAAGCGAACUGAAUGGGAAACACAUUUCACCGCCUCGCCAACCUAAUAUUGAGAUAGAAAGACGAUGACAAGCGAUCACUGGUGUCCAGUGAAGUUUCAUACCGAGAGGAGACCACAGAAAAACCAAAAAUCUCCGUGUUUUGUUAAAGCGAGCUGCGUGGUGUGUGGCUACAGCACCAACGAAGAAGAACAAUCACAGUGAGUGUGGACAGACGUGAACUGAGGUCUGCAGAAAAAUAAAAAUAAAAAAAUAAAGGGACGCGAGGAGUUGACAUGACAUAAAUAGCAUCAUUUCUGUCAUUUCACCCUCUUAUCGUCAGCAUGUUGUUCGGUUAGCAAAGCGCGAGCUGACGCUGUUAUUUGCGGUAAUUCGCUCGUGCGCGUGGAAAUGGGUGGAAUAAUGUGCAGAUAGGGCGUUUUUAAAGUCCACAUUUUUGUCGUGGACGGUCGACUUUCAUCCGUGUCGCCUGUGUCCACCGCCUUUUUUGAAACGAGCUUUUAUAUCUGAUGAAAACCCGCCUGUGCCAUCCAUCCCAGUGCUGCGUUCAGGGCCUCUGCUGACAAACUGCGUCACCGGGUGGGCGCUGCAGGUAUUCAUCUAUAAAUCUGCAUUUUCAGAAAACUCGAAGCCAUGAUGAGGCCAGCCACCUGUAAGCCAAAGUGACUGAACUUAAGUUGAAUGCACGAUGGAGCCGGAGGCAAAACCAAACUCUGAGCCCCAACAGGAGCCCAAGUUUUCCUCUGUGCCCAGUUCUGUGGCUGUGAAGAGCAUGGAUGGGAACGCUCAUCUUGUGGACUCUGUAGUGAGAGGUGGGAGUGACCCCAGCGCUUCUUCCAACUACCAGAAGACUGUGCAUCAAAGGUUCAUCAGGAAAACUCUGUGGUUCUCAGACGCAGAUGAGCAGACCUUCGAAGCACCUGAAAGCGACAGCAGCAGGAGUAAGAUCCUAAACAUAAACUUGAGAACAAUAGUGGACAGGACUGUGGGGACGGGCUGUGGAGCACAAGAGAGUUCCAGCACUGAAAGCCAAUGCGGGCAGAAGGACAGCGCGACAGAGAGCACCAGCGCCGAUGAGGACAAGGAGAGAGCUGGACAGGCUUUGAGUGUGACCUGCAGUGAUGUGGGGAAAGUUGCUGUCAAGUCAGCCAGCGAGGAGAAUGAAGAGGAAGCAGAGAUGAAGGCCGUCUCCACGUCACCUGGAGGGAGGUUCCUUAAGUUUGACAUUGAACUCGGGAGAGGGUCCUUUAAAACGGUCUACAAGGGCCUGGAUACGGACACUUGGGUGGAGGUGGCCUGGUGCGAACUGCAGGACCGUAAGCUGUCCAAAGUUGAACGCCAGCGCUUUAAAGAGGAGGCAGAGAUGUUAAAAGGUCUUCAGCAUCCCAACAUUGUUCGCUUUUACGACUUCUGGGAGUGUCCUCUAAAGGGAAAGAAAUGCAUUGUUUUGGUAACAGAGCUCAUGACAUCAGGAACACUAAAAACAUAUCUGAAGCGUUUAAAGGUAAUGAAGCCCAAGGUGCUGAGAAGUUGGUGCAGACAGAUCCUGAAGGGCCUUCACUUUCUUCACACCAGGACGCCUCCCAUCAUCCAUAGAGACCUGAAGUGUGACAACAUCUUCAUAACUGGACCCACAGGGUCAGUCAAGAUAGGGGAUUUGGGACUGGCAACACUUAAGGCAGCUUCCUUUGCAAAGAGCGUCAUAGGUACUCCAGAGUUUAUGGCUCCAGAGAUGUACGAGGAGCACUACGACGAGGCUGUGGACGUCUACGCCUUCGGCAUGUGUAUGCUAGAGAUGGCCACCUCAGAGUACCCCUACUCCGAGUGUCAAAAUGCUGCUCAGAUUUACCGCAAAGUUACAAGUGGAGUGAAGCCAGCCAGCUUCAACAAGGUCAUGGAUCCUGAAAUCAAGGAGAUAAUUGGCGAGUGCAUUUGCCAGAAGAAAGAGAACCGCUACACCAUCAAGGACCUGUUGAACCACGCUUUCUUUGCUGAGGACACGGGUGUGAGGGUGGAACUUGCAGAGGAGGAUGAUGGGAAAAAGACCUCCAUAGCGCUUAAGCUCUGGGUGGAGGACCACAAGAAGUUAAAAGGAAAGUACAAAGAGAGCGGUGCCAUCGAGUUCACGUUUGACUUGGAGAAGGAGGUCCCUGAGGUUGUGGUGCAAGAAAUGGUGGAGUCUGGCUUCUUCCACGAGAGCGACGCUAAGACCGUGGGGAAAUCGAUCCGAGACCGCGUGGCCCUGAUCAAAUGGAGGCGAGGGAGGAUGGCCUCUAUUGCGGUUCCAGUGGAUCAGAGUGACCCAGGACACAGGAGCAACGCGGCCCCAUCAGAGGGCACCUCCGCUGGGCCGCCACACGUGGGACAGCCUCUCGUGCUCGAACCUGAAGAGCCCGAGGCAGAUCAGCACAGCAGGCGAAACAACUUGCCAACCAGUACCACCUCAGUGACGUCAGACGGCACACUUGACAGUGGUAUGGGCUCUACUGUGUACUCAGACUCCCACAGCAGCCAGCAGAGUGUCCUCUACCAGUCCCUGUUGGAGCCUAUUUCUAUGGCAACACAGCAGUGCCAGAGCAGUAGCCCCUUUCUGACAGACCGACAUUAUCCCUGUGCAAACAGUGAAGUGUGGCAGGCACCGCUCAGUCCUGAGCUCAGGACUCGGUUGGGAAGUGCAGGACGCCGGGGAAGUGCCCCAGUUAUUGACAUUCAAAGGGCAAACCAAAUCAGCCAGCUCCAUGCUUUCAUUCAGUCUCAGAGAUCAAUCAGUCCCACUGUCAUGGUACCAGAGAACCAGGCGGACCUCAGCCCUAGGAAAAGCUGUCCCCGGCAUUCCUCAGAAACUGAGGAAAGGCUCCUCUCCCCCAGUGCUGUGCCAACGCUGCUCAUCUCCCCGGUUUCUUCACCAUCUGAGUUCCGCCGCCUUAGUGAUGCCAGUUUUACGUCACCGCUGGAGGCCACGAAUGAUAAUCUAAACAUUCCUCAGCUAAAUGCACGCAGGCACUCUGACCUUAGCAGUCUUUUGAGCCUAACUAAUCAAAAACAUCUUUCUGGAUUACAUAGAAACCCCACAUGCCAGGCCUGCAUCUCUUUGCUCCUGUCAAGGUCACAAGAUUGCAUCCACCGCUGUUCCCUUGUCUCGCCAACAUAUCUCUGCCCAUGUGACGUACGACUCCAUUCCUUAUCAGGUGCAAAAAUGACUUAUGGUUACGGACAAUCCAAAAGCUCAAGCGAUUAUUCAGAUUUAUCAGUGCUGCAGCAGUCCCUGUUUAACAUAAUCAGCCGCAGAACAGUCCCUUGUCACACCACUCCAACCCAAGCCUCCUCGGCAUCCCCAAGGCCGUCGGGCGGGGAUGGAAACUGCAGCCAAAACAGCAACCCCCUGUCCCCAGAACCUCUCCAGGACUGUGAGGACAGAUACUGUUCCAGAGAGCAGCAAGCUGCCACUGCUGCAGGAGUGGCCAGUUCUGCAGGUCACCAAAGUCAGCCAUCUGUUCAUGGCCUUCCCUCAUCUAGCACAGCAGUGCACACCCAGCAGCAGUACCUUCCUCCUGGACACAGCUACCCUGCUGCACACUACACGGGUCAGCCCAGCACCGCAACACCAGCCCCUGCUAGUUUAAGCUCAAUAAACAUUCAGCAACAGCCCCCAGUUGCAAUGAGCAUUACGACAACUGGGCCACCUGUUGCACAGAGCUAUCAAGCAGUAGGACAAGCAGUAGUACAGGACCCUUUGACUUUUCCUCUGCUUGAGCAUCAGAUGUCCCAUAACUCUGCAGGCUCGCCCCAACAACAGGCUCAGUCUGCAGUUCAUCAGCCAGCACACAGUUGCCCCACUGCAUCAGUUCCCCCAGCCGUAGCAGCGACAGCUCCAUGUCAGUCAGCACACGCUCCCAGCUCAUCCCACCAGGCCCAAGUCCCAGUUAGACAGCUCAGUCAGCAGCCUGCUCAGAGCUCCUCUACACCAGCACUUUACAAUCAACAAAUAACCAUUCAACAAGAACAACCCUUACCACAAAAUGCUCAUUCAAGUGUCCAGCAGACAAUAAAUCAGCUUAACCACGAAUCUGUUCAUAGCGCACUCCAGCAAAUGGCUCAGUAUCCCACCUUUUCAUCUCACAGUCUUCAGUGUCCCACGCAGCAACAAGCAGGUGCCUCAGCUCUCCAGCAGCACGGUCAAAAUGUGACGAUGACACUUUCAGAGCAGAGUCUGAAUGCAGCGCAGUGCCAGUCCUGUCCCACCAGAACCCCAGCUCUGCAGGUUCCUGCAGAACAGAAGGGUUACUUUGUCCCAGGUCCACCUGACGCAGCCCCUCAAAGCUAUGCACAGCCUACUGUCCAACAAGCCGCAACGGGUCAGAACCAGUACCAGUCAGCACAGUGUAUCACUGCUCCACAUGGUUAUGGAGGAGCUAACCGAGCAGUAUCUCCUCAUAACUUUUCAACCUCUUCCCAGCAAAACCACACUGUACAAAUCAACCAGCAGAGUAUUUCUUUCGGUCAGAGCAUUUUGCAAAUUGGACAAGAUGGACAAAAUCUCAUCCAGUCAGCUUCCAGUUCAAGACUUGCUCCUCAUCAGUCACUGGCCCAGACUACUGCCCACCAACAGCUAGACGCCCUGCAGAUCUCAGCGUCUCUCGCAUCAUCACAACCACCCCAGUUUUCCUCACAGUAUCCUACAGUCCAGGUGAUGCCAGCUGUGGCUGACUGUGAAUCAUCCUACCCUCCCUCCUGCACUGCUCUUCAUCCUUCUGUCCCCUCAUCUCUUUCUCACAUCUUCCUUUCUUCUGGCUUCACAGUUUCUGUGACCCCCUCUGUCUCCCCUCUUUCUCCUCUGCACAUUGAAAACACAUUAGUCUCACCCAUUCACGUGUCCCUCAUACCAUCUCCAUCGUCUGCCCUGGGUUUGGUGGAACUCUCAUCCCCUCAACACCAACCUAUUGCUGCUCGAUCUGCAGCAUCUCAUACGCAGGCUGCAUUUAUUUCAGUCCCAACCACCUACCCCAUACACACACACACUGCUCAGAGCCAGAACAUACACCCUCCUACAAACGGCAGCUCACAGCCUCUGACACAGCAGGUUCCUCAGCCGGCUCAGGCCAGCCACGCUGAGCCGAUCCUCGGUGCUCAUCAAGUCCAGUCAGCUCAGCUCACACAACCUGCAGUCCUCACCUCAUCUCUGCAUGAUGAGGCGGACCUGCACACCUCCACUGCUGUUACCCAGCCGGACAGCACAAACCCUUGCCAGCUGCCCCCACAGAGCCAAGCCCAGAGUUGGACAAAGCUCAGCACUGUCACAGGAGCUGCAGGUCAAAGUCUGACAGAGAUCAACAUGGAGGAUCAGGCUGCUGAAAAACCUAUUGGAGGGCAGAGCUACGACAGUGUCAACUCUGACGCAACAUCAGGAAGGGAGAUGAGUGACGGUAACGAAGGGACGCAAGGAAGCAAAGGGGACGGGAAAGUUCGCAAACACCGCAGGACUUCACGCACCCGUUCUCGACAGGAAAAGACCAACAGGCCGAAACUAAACAUGCUCAAUGUGUGCAACACCGGGGACAAGAUGGUCGAGUGUCAACUAGAGACUCAUAACCAUAAAAUGGUAACUUUUAAAUUCGAUCUGGAUGGAGAUGCGCCCGAGGAAAUAGCUACUUACAUGGUGGAAAAUGAUUUCAUCCUGCCUCUGGAAAAAGAGGCAUUCAUUGAACAACUGAAAGAUAUUGUUGACAAGGCUGAAGACAUGCUGAGUGAGGACACAGAGGGCGAGAGGACCUCUGACCUGGGAUGCAAUCUUAAACACACAGAAGGAGCUGGUGCAGUGGGAGCAGAGGCUUCUAAACCCAGUGCCCCGCAACUAGUCUAUCAACAAAAUGUCCUUCACACUGGUAAACGCUGGUUUAUCAUCUGCCCUGUGGCUGAAACACCCAUGCAAGACAAAGAAAGUACUUCAGCGCACACCUCUACAGCCCAGGAAUAUGAAAAGUCUGGCUCAUUGUCAGUCGAGUCUAACAGCAGUACAGCUGCAGCGGCUACCCCUGGUGCAUCUUUAUCUUCCCAAAAUGCAUCAUUCUCAACAGAACCGUCAGACCAAAUCCUCUGCAAAACCCAGGUCCAGCAGACCCAGCCCUGUGUAACUAAACAUACUCUUCUUGCUGGAAGCAGCAGUCAUGACCGCGCGCUUCCUGUUGAAGAACCUCACAUUUCAGCUGUGUCUAUGGUAUCAGAUAUACCAUGCUGCUCAAUUGUGCCACCCGUCUCCCUGGAUGAUAAUGCUGCUGACAAAGGAGCGAGGACUGGUGCCUCCGUCUCAUCGCAACCUAAUCAACCAAAUAAGGCUAGCCCUACUGAAGACCUACCUCCUCAGCUGCCCUGCAAACAGUCUGUGGUCCUGCAGCAGCCUUAUGCCACACCCAUACAGCCCGGAACCGUGACCUCCCAGCCUCAAAGUCCCGCCCAUCAAAACCCCCCGUCAUCAAACCAGCCGCAGUCUGGGGGACAAGGAGAGUCGGACGGCGAGGGGCCUCGUAAGGUGGAGUUUGUUGACCGUACCAUCAAGACACUGGAUGAGAAGCUGCGAAACCUGUUAUACCAGGAGCACGCUCCCUCUCAGCCUUCAAAUGCCUCAUCUGAACCCCAGACCUCCAGCACAGACAGACAGAGCUCCCCUCCAGUCUCAGAUGGCCUCAGCACUGAGGGUCCACUCUCGAAGAAAAAGAUGGAACCAUUGCCCCAGAUUCUUGAGCGCACAGAUUGUGUGGAGGCCUUAAGUGACCCUGCAGUAACAGACUCCAGCAAGACCAAACAGAUCAGAACAGAUGGCUCCGCCAGCUCUAGUUCACAGGCCCCAAAAAGCAGAUUUCAGAUCAUCCCCACUCCAUCAGAUGUCAUUUGUUGUUCUGAAAAAAGCAAGACGAGCUACAGUGCUUGUAGUUCCACAGCACCCUCUAGUGGUUCUGGAGGGUCCCACAGCCAGCUCCAAAGCAAGCAUGGGAAGGAGAGCAGCUGUGUGGCUGCAGGCAGGUCCUCUGGAACAGCUGGAGCUGGCGAUGACACUGCAGGAACAUCUAAACCUGUCAGGGGUAGCCGUAAUUCUGCCCCGCCAAACUUUUAUCAAGCCACCCCCAGUUCCAGUCCUGAUCGCACCUCUCGUAUCCCCCGAGCCCAAACGAUCGACACUUCCACCCAUCCUCACUGCCACUACUCAGACUCAGCCGACGAGGACAGCAGCAGCAUGGCCUUUCCUCCAGCCCAGCCUCCUAAGGCUCAUUCUGUGUCAGAGCACAGUGGAAGCGACCUCGUUAAAAGGGCAGUCGCCUUCCUGCGGCGCUCGGGUCGAAGCAAAAGUGAGCAGAGCUCUGAUUCACAGAGCCGUCAGCUAGUGGCGAUGAAUGGUCACACCCCCUCGCCUUCUGCCGGACACAUCCACUCAUCUUACAUCAGCAGUGACAACGACUCUGAGUUUGAGGAUGCAGAUAUGAAGAAAGAACUACAGAAACUCAGAGAAAAACACAUGAAAGAGAUCUCCGAGCUUCAGGCUUUCCAGAGGAGUGAGAUUGAACAUCUGUACAAGGAGCUGGGAAAAACUUUGCCACCCAGUGUUAGCCUGCUUCACGCUGUUCCUCCAACGGGUCGAAGGCGCAGAACCAGCAAACACAAGCUGAAAGCUGGAAAACUGCUCAACCCAAUGGUGCAGCAGCUCAGAAAUAACCUCAACAGCACUAGUGUGGAAAAGAAAGGUGAGAGCGCUGCCAGUUCCUCCAGCUCUCCUGCUAAAAGUUCACUCCUCUCAGAUGGCUCUGCCCACUCCAGUGCCAGCUCCAGCUCCAGCCAGCAGCCAGGAACGCUCCCGGAGCAGGUCCAUACCCAGCAGCCCUGCUCGCUUAAAAGUUCUUUCUCUUCAGACAGCAUCUACACAGGAAGACAUGGUGACGGAUCGGCCAACCAAGCUGGCCCUGGUCAAGGCUGGACGGUUUACCACCAAACGUCAGAGAGAGUCACCUAUAAAUCUAGUAGCAAACCACGCACUAGAUUCCUCAGUGGACCUGUGUCUCUGUCCAUCUGGUCCACUCUGAAACGACUAUGUCUAGGCAAAGAGCGCAGUAGUAGGUCCUCUCUUAACACCACCACAGCACAGACGGCCUCCGGUCAGACACAGCCACCAAUCACCGCAGCGGCGACGUCACCCUCUCCCCAGACGUUUGCGAGGCUCGCUCAGGUUCAGACCAACAACAGCAACAACAAGAGAGGCACGUUCACGGAGGAUCUUCACAAACUGGUAGACGACUGGACAAAAGAGACGGUCGCAGCGGCCAGUCAGACACGACCCUCCCUGAACCAGAUGAAACAGCAGAGGUGCCUGCAAGGCUUUGAAGGCAGACCACCCCUGAUGGGAGCAGGUGCAUGUGAGAUGAAAUACCCUGUUGUUACCAACAAGUUCCAGCCACCGCUCCCAUGCCCAGUGAUUACUGCUUUAGGCCCUGGUCUGCCUGCAGCCCUGGCACCAAACGCCUCCAUGGUGCUCCCUUCUGGUUUCCUUGUACCAGCAGGCUCCUAUGGUGGGAUGGCUCCGAUGUCUCUUUAUCCACAGCAGUGGGCAGGCGUGACCAGUCCAGUAGGCUCUGUGGUUCCUGUAGGGAUGCUUGGUGCUCCAAGAGUGAUACCAUACAGCACAAUGGCAAACCCAGGGAUCCAAGCCUUCCCUUUUGUCAUGCACAAUCCUGAGACCAGCCAAUCUUCAAAAACCGCUAGAACUACCUAAUCUGCUGAGUGAAAUGCUUCGGUGUCUUCGGGAGAGUCUGUUCUUACUUUACACUGUUCAUAAGAGCCACAAAUGUAUAUAGUCUGAUCUUGUAAAGAACAGUGUGUUGGUUUUCUUUAAACAACACGUAUAUCUGUUGUAAAUGGUGUGUAUGUAUGUAAACCAAACAGUACAUGUUGGUAAUAUCUGAAUACAUUUUGCUUUUUGGCUUAUGCUUUUUUAAGUGGUUCCCAAUUAACUCAGCCACAAAAUACAUUUUUUAUUUGCAGU
Molecule: messenger RNA, 9035 nt
Organism: Austrofundulus limnaeus
Lineage: Eukaryota; Metazoa; Chordata; Actinopteri; Cyprinodontiformes; Rivulidae
Product: serine/threonine-protein kinase WNK2
Exons: 31
Coding region: 699-8765 (2688 amino acids)
Biological process (GO): protein phosphorylation
Molecular function (GO): ATP binding; protein serine/threonine kinase activity
Source: RefSeq, a predicted model, not a curated record